Molecule: messenger RNA, 2293 nt
Organism: Chenopodium quinoa (quinoa)
Lineage: Eukaryota; Viridiplantae; Streptophyta; Magnoliopsida; Caryophyllales; Amaranthaceae
Product: pentatricopeptide repeat-containing protein At2g32630-like
Exons: 1
Coding region: 261-2090 (609 amino acids)
Molecular function (GO): protein binding
Source: RefSeq, a predicted model, not a curated record
AAUCGUUAACUGUCAAAUUGGCAUUUACGCGUUUACCCAUAUAAACGAACCAAGUUAAUGUUACAUUUUAACAGAGAUUUUCUCCUCUCUCCAGUAUUUUUCUGCUCGGUAGUUGGUACAUAUGCUAGAAUGCUCCAUGAACUUUAAUUUUCAAAUUCCAUUCUAAUAAAUUUCUUCUUCCUUCUUUGAAUUUGGUCUAAAAGUUAAGCUGAAAUUUUCACCGAGUUCAAUCAUAUAGUUGUAGUUUCUCACCUGAAAAAAUGUCCAGGCGAAAUUUAUCCAGUGUCUUCAAAAAUCAAGUCCAUAAUCUAAAAUCUAAUCAAGAAAUUACUAAACAUAUUUCCCAAUAUUUAAUCUCCUCAAACUUCACAAACUUUCAUAAAUCACCUAUUUUUGGCAAUGUCAAUUCACAGAUAACCCAAAUUGUUCUGUCAAACCCACUUGUCCCUGUUACUUCUUGCUUAAGAUUCUUUGAUUUUCUGCGGAAUUUGCCUUCUUCAUCUUCUCAGAAACCUGAUCUUCGAGCUUACAUUACCCUCAUUUUUAGAUUGUUAGAUGCUCGAAAAUUCGCUGUUGCGAAAAAUUUGUUGAAUUCUGUGUCUGUUGAUUAUAAUCUUCGAUGCCCAGUGUCAGAUAUGGUGUCUAUAGUGGAAGAAUGUGGUAGUAAGAGUGAGAAAUUAGCUAAAUGUUUUGAUCUUUUGAUGAGAGUUCAUGCGGAUAAUCAGCAGUUUGAUGAUGCCUUUAAGGUGUUUGAUUAUAUGACUGAGAGAGGGUUCGAAAUUGAGGAGAGGAGUUGUAUGGUUUUCUUGGUUUCUCUUAAGAAAUCUGGGGAAUUUGAUUCAUUGAUUAGGUUUUUUACUAAGAUGGUUGAUUCUGGUGUCGAAAUAACUGUGUAUUCGAUGUCGCUUGUGAUCGAUUGUCUAUGUAAGAGAGGAGAGAUUGAUAAGGCUAAACAGUUGAUAGAUGAAAUGGGUAGGAGAGGAAUAGAGCAGAAUUCAUAUCCGUAUAAUUCGUUGAUAGUUUAUUUUAUAAGGAAACAAGAUUUUCGGGAAGUUGAUGAAGUGAUUAGGCUAAUGGAGAAGGUGAAUGUGGAGCCUAAUGUAGGUACCUAUACACUUGUGAUCGAUGGAUACGCGAAUAAUGGGAAGAUUGAAGAAGCAGAAAAUAUGUACCAGAAAAUGUGUGAGCGAGGUGUGAAGGCAGAUAUGCAUCUAUAUACAGUGAUGAUCAAUUUGUGUUGUAUGAAACAAGACAUGAAGAAGGCUUGCCAUCUUUUCGAUGAAAUGAUAGAGAAAGGUCUUUGCCCGAAUACUCACACUUACGGUGCUAUGAUACAUGGGUUAUGUAAGGCUGGGCACUUGGACGCUGCAGAGAUGCUUGUGAAGGAGAUGCAAACUGAAGGACUUGAGAUGAAUCGUGUGAUUUAUAAUACUUUGUUAGAUGGCUAUUGCAGAAAGGGAAGAAUGGAUGAAGCACUGCGGCUGAAAGAUUCCAUGGAGAAAAAAGGAUUAAUGGCCGAUGCAUAUGUGUAUAACAUUAUGGCAAGUGGGUUGCACAAGUUGAAUCGAAAUGAGGAGGCAAAGACAUUCCUGUACUCAAUGUUAGAGAAAGGGUUGUCACUGAACACCAUCAGUUAUACUACUUUGAUCGACAUACAUUGUAAGGAAGGUAAAUUUGCCGAAGCCAGGAGGCUCUUUAAAGAGAUGGAGAAAAAGGGGGAAGGUCCUAAUGUUGUCACAUAUAACGCUUUGAUUGAUGGAUACUGUAAGAAAGGUAGGAUGAAGGAGGCUCAUGAACUGAAAAACGAGAUGGAGGAAAGGGGUGUAUCGCCUGAUGUAUACUCGUACACAUCAAUAAUACAUGGUGAAUGUAUAAAUGGAAAGAUGGAUUAUGCACUGAAAUUGUUCAAUGAAAUGUCUAGUAGGGAGUUAGUUCCAAAUGUAGUUACUUAUACAGCAGUGAUUGCAGGUUUGUCAAAGGCCGGAAAAUCAGAUGAAGCUUUCAAAUUAUUUGAUCAAAUGAUAGAAGCAGGCCUUAUUCCAGACAGUACAGUAUAUACUUCACUCGUGGGAAGCCUUCAUUCAAGCUGAAGCCUAGGUCAAAUUUUUACUGAACUUGGAAAUUUUGGUAGGAUUCACACUCAUUUUGUUGUGAUUCUAGGAACUUAACCUUUUCAUAUCUAUUGUAGUUUUAAUUUUUUAUUUUUGACAAAAAAUAUCUAUUGUAUUAGUACACCCUUUCCCUAUAAUAUAAAAUGUGUCAUUUGUACUCUUGUUAUAUCUCUCUUACAAUG